AUGUCUCUCGCUGGCGUGAGAGGCACCUCGCGUGUCCUGCGUAACAUCGCAAGGCCAGCUGCUGUAUUCGCGACAUGUACUCGUGCCGCAUCUUCCAUAGCUCUGGAGGACCAGCAGCAGGCCCUCUCAGCCCAUCUGAGCAAAGCUGACCCCGCUGUCUUCGACAUCAUUGAGAAGGAGAAAGACCGCCAGAAGCAUUUCAUCAAUCUGAUUCCCUCCGAGAACUUUACCUCCCAGGCUGUACUCGAUGCUCUUGGUAGCGUGAUGCAGAGUGAGCUUCAGGAGCCAAGGAUCGAACGACGACAGACCUUGAGACUGACGUAUGCUGUAGAUAAAUACUCGGAGGGAUACCCAGGGGCCCGUUACUACGGUGGGAAUGAAUUCAUCGACCAGGCCGAAAGGCUUUGUCAACAGCGUGCCCUUGAAUCGUUCGGACUUGACCCAAAGUUAUGGGGUGUCAAUGUUCAAGCUCUCUCUGGCGCUCCAGCGAACCUCUAUGUCUACUCUGCCUUGCUAAACACCCAUGAUCGGUUAAUGGGUCUCGAUCUACCACAUGGCGGCCAUCUAUCUCAUGGUUACCAAACACCCACAAAGAAGAUUUCAGCGAUAUCAAAGUACUUCGAAACUUUGCCGUACCGACUGGACGAGACUACAGGAUAUAUCGACUACAACAAGUUGGAGGAGAUGGCAAGCAUAUAUAGGCCAAAGAUUAUUGUUGCUGGUGCGAGUGCUUAUAGCCGGCUAAUCGACUAUCAGCGCAUGCGGGAGGUCUGCGACAAGAUCAGCGCCUACCUACUAGCCGACAUCGCGCAUAUUUCUGGCCUUGUUGCAGCAAAGGUCAUUCCUGGUCCCUUCGCCUACGCCGAUAUCGUAACCACAACAAGCCACAAGAGCCUAAGGGGUCCCCGAGGUGCUCUGAUCUUUUAUAGGAAAGGCGUACGGAGACAAAAUCCCAAGACGAAGGAAGAUAUUCUUUAUGAUCUCGAAGGUCCUAUCAACAGCUCCGUGUUUCCCGGUCACCAAGGAGGUCCGCAUAACCACACCAUCACCGCUCUUGCUGUAGCUCUUAAGCAAGCCCAGACUCCAGAAUUUCAAGCAUAUCAGUCCCAGGUUCUGAAAAACGCCAGGGCUUUCGCAAAGCGGCUGAGCGAGCCCAAGGGCAAAGGCGGCUUGGGAUACAAGCUUGUCAGCGGAGGCACAGACAACCACCUGGUCCUGGCUGAUCUCAAACCCCAGGGCAUUGAUGGUGGUCGAGUUGAGCGCGUCUUGGAGUUGGUAGGUGUGGCAGCCAACAAAAACACGGUCCCAGGGGAUCGUUCUGCUUUGGUCCCUGGUGGCCUUCGCAUGGGUACUCCUGCCAUGACUACCCGUGGCUUUAACGAGGAUGAUUUCGUUCGUGUUGCUGACGUUGUGGAUCGUGCCGUCACCAUCACUUCUCGCAUCGACAAAGCUGCUAGAAAAGCAGCAGAGGAGAAAGGUGAAAAGAGCCCUGGCAAGAUAAAGGUUUUCCUAGAUCACCUCGGUGAUGGUGAGACGGAAUCCGAAAUUGUCCAACUACGAAGUGAGGUUGAGGAUUGGGUUGGCACAUAUCCUCUUCCAUGGAGCAGCUCGGAAUAA
This is a messenger RNA of Fusarium musae, 1617 nucleotides long. RefSeq names its product Cytochrome B translational activator protein cbs2. Bases 1 to 1617 code for a protein of 538 amino acids. Gene Ontology annotation, molecular function: pyridoxal phosphate binding; zinc ion binding; serine binding. The record is from RefSeq and is a predicted model, not a curated record. Lineage: Eukaryota; Fungi; Ascomycota; Sordariomycetes; Hypocreales; Nectriaceae. Gene Ontology annotation, biological process: tetrahydrofolate interconversion; folic acid metabolic process; L-serine catabolic process. The transcript has 4 exons. Gene Ontology annotation, cellular component: cytoplasm.